This is a messenger RNA of Clonostachys rhizophaga, 891 nucleotides long. Lineage: Eukaryota; Fungi; Ascomycota; Sordariomycetes; Hypocreales; Bionectriaceae. The record is from the annotation of a GenBank genome assembly.
AUGCCCGGCGCUUCCACCGAGCAAAGCCGCGAGGCCGUGGGCCUCUGGGACAUUAACGCAGAGUUCUGGAACCAAGCGGUCGGCCUAGAGGGCAACAAGUACUGGAAGAGGCUCCAGCAGCCGUCUCUCACGCGGCUUCUCGCACCACAACUAGGAGCCCCGAGCACACCGCGGCGCGCCUUGGAUCUCGCCUGUGGCAACGGUCUCUGCGCGCGAUGGCUGGCGAGUCACGGAGAAACAGUCGUGGGGGAGGUCUGGGCGACCGAUGGCAGCCAGGCCAUGGUCGAGCAGGCUAGAUCGUACGGCACGGCCAACGGCCGCAUCUCGUUCGAAAAGGUGGACGUCACCAUCUCUGAUGACUUCGCUCAGCUUCGCGAGAAAGCAGCGGGUGGUUUCGAUAUAGUACUUAUGAACAUGGCGCUGAUGGACGUGGCCGAGCUGGAGCCCCUCGCAACCGCUUUACCCACGAUCUUGAACGAGGAUGGCGUAUUCCAUGCGCUCUUUGUUCGCUCACUGCGUUUCGAACAAAGCUUCGUCGCUACACUGCUUCACCCCGUCUUCAUGACAUCUUUGUACGCGCGCAGCAUCCAGUACACCAUCUCGUCCGAGACGGGAAAGCAGGACAUGGUUCGGGGCAAGACCAUUUUCAGAUACCUCAGUGCAGAGCCGUCCAAGCAGCUCAUUACAUCAGAGCAGGAAAUUCCUCCGCUGCUCUUUCAUCGACCCAUUCACGAGCUCCUGGCGCCAUUCUUCAAGGCAGGGCUCGUCAUGGAUGCCCUGGAGGAGCCCAACUUCACCGAAGAAGAUGCCAUUGCUGAUAGGCCUGAAGCUACGUCUAACUUUGUAGAGCUGCCGGCACUGAUGGCUUUCCGCCUCCGACGAUUUGGGUAG